AAAUGAUGUGAACGAUAGUGUAGCGUGUGUAUGAACCUCUUUGUUUUUUCCUCAAACAAUGCAUUUAAUAGCCAGUUCGUAAAGAACUGGAUGGGCAGAGUGAAGUUUUUAUUGUUGGAUUGCCACAACCCAUCUGAUGAUUCACCCGACCAGGGGAACUGUUCUCAGAUGACAGCGGAUGGUGCAGACGUUUCCUUCCCAGGAUCAGUGCCGUCUGCGUUAGCUUCUUCUAUUCUUACAGAACAUUAAAUAAUACCAAACAUGAGACUCGAACUUCGUCUGAUGUCGUGGAUUUCCGGACUUCGUUUUUCAGCCUGAUAGGACUCGGCAGCCUUUGACGGGAAUGAAUAGAAGUUAGUUAGCUUUCAGGCUAACUAGCAUGUUAGCUUGCAUGUAAAGUCGGGUGAUCGGAGUUACAGCACUGGGCGACGAGUACAAAUGGGAUUGUCAAUUAGUGGAACUUUAGCAAGAUAAGCGCUUAGUAAACACACAAAAAAAAUUGUCUUAUUUUUUGAAACGUUGUUUUUUUCACAAUAAUCAAGCACCUUGAAGAAACUGACGGAGUCUGCCAAGUGAGUUUCUUUCCAAAAACAAAGGCGCAAGCUAAGUUGGCCGAAAGUGUGUUAUGUUGAAAUCCCAGAUAGUCGUGCCGUUUGGUGAGUGCCUCACUACUGUUUGAAAGUGGGCUGAGUGCGGUGGAAAAAUGGCCCAGGAAUAGGAAGCAUAGAAGUGCCUCAAGAAAAAGGAACCAUCAUAACCGGUGCUGCAGUGGGGAGAGGGUUGGGGUUAGUCCUGGAUCGCCUUGCUGUUCUCUUGACAGCAAAUGUGGUCAUGGAUUUCCUGAAGUGAUGUCCACGCAGUGAGGGCUGGCUUGCUCAGUGGCCUGCUUGCCAUGCUGGCCUUGGGGGUUGACUAUGGGAAACCUGGAGGGAGAGGAAGAGGAGAAGGAGGAGGAGCAACGACAGAAGGAAGAACGAUUGCAUGGCAGUCACCUGUUCCGGGAAGGCUGCUGCCUCGGGGGACUGGCGUCAACAUCAAACAGAAGAUCUCCAAGUGGGAGGGGCUUAGCCAGCCAGAGGAUGGGCACGGGGGAAGGGAAAAGACCCCCAUAUCCCGCAGUCUUUCUAGGGAAGCAUUGGGAAAUGUAGUUCACCUUGAUGACAAAAACAAUGGACUAUGUAGGAAAAUGAACCUGUCUAAAGCCAAAAGCCUUGGUCUGGAUUUCAGGGAAACCCAGGCUAGUGACAGGCAGGCCGCAGGGGGGUGCAAGUCUGAGGCCAUGCACCGCCGAACAUGUUCGAAUGAGGUCAUAACCUCAAGCCCUGUGUCAAAGCUGUCACUCAGCAAGACCCAAGCACAACUGCCUGGAAACAAAUUGGAUGUGAAAAAGCAGAAAAGCAGUCACGGUGAGACUGGUGAAAAUGACACGGAUGCUGACGUAACAUCUCUACCUCAGCAUGUAGACGAUCCUGAGGACUCUCUGCCUCCUGGGAACUUUUACACCUCUCGGGGGUUUUGGAGGAGACUAGAGGGAGAGGAGGCGCUCUGGGACAGAGCGAAACCACCCUCACCCAUGUCGAAAGGUCUCAUCCCGAGGGAAACUGCACUCUGUUCUCCACAGCCCAACAUACCACCACCUAAACCACAACGCACAUUCCAGUACCAAGGGGCUGACUGCCCUCCUGUGCAUUCAGUCCAGUGGGAGAAGCAGUCUCUAGGUAGCCAAUCAAAAGAGGUUAGAAGCCAUGAUGUCAUACAUCCUCCCAGAGGCCCGCCUCCCCUAUGUCCGGUCGCCCCCAGCAACGGCUUUUCCCGAAACAGAAAAAACAGGAAGUCGUUUGAGUUCGAGGAUGUGGUUCAUGUGACUGCGCAGCAGGGAUCCAGGGGGCCAGUGUUCCGCUGCUCAGGACUGUACCAUGCCCGAUCCGAGGACAGUAUUUACGAAGACAUAAUGGCGGACUUGUCAAAGGAGAACCCAUAUGAGGACAUCAAACUCUCUCCUAUGUGUCUGCCCAUCAAACGCUCACGGAGCUCAUCUGUUGCAAAGAGGCAGAACUCAUGCACCCCAAAGUUGCCCCCAAAGCCCCCUGCAUUGCGAGUCAACACUGACGUUCUCCCCGAGGAAGCGCAAGACUUCAGGCAGGCUGGAACAUCACUGUCCCAGACACCUACCACUCCUAAAGCAUCGGCAGCAAGUCGGGCUGCAUACAAAACACAGCGACAGCCUCAGUACGUGAGCAGGAUCCAAGAGAUCUUCCAGGCCAAGAGAGGGAGGAAGAGAGUGAAAAGCCAGAUGAGCACCAGCAGAGAUGAGUUAAGCGGAACAGAGAGUGAUCCGGAGGAGAGCAGCAAAGGUUACUCGCAGCGGCAUGUGUAUGUGCAGUCCACGCUGAGGAGGAGACCAGGCUAUCGCACGCUGGAGAGGGACCUCAUCCAACUACAGCAACAGCAGCUCUUCCAGCUGUUUGUGGUGGUGUCACUGAGGAAACGUUCCCCCGGAAACACGUACUACCCAGAGAUCACGCAGCAGUUCCCCACCAAGUUUGAGAAGUCCUCGCGUCUGUCUCGUGAAACGGAGGAUCGCCUGAAGGCCAUUCCCAGUUUCUGCUUCCCAGACGCCGAGGGCUGGAGGCCAUCUGCGGACGUCAACAGUGAAACCUUUUCGUUCGUCCUGACGGGAGAAGACGGGAGCCGCUGGUUUGGUUACUGUCGCAAAAUCUUGCCAUGCGGAAAGGGGAAGAGACUGCCUGAAGUUCACUGCAUCGUAAGCAGACUAGGGUGCUUCGGCCUGUUUGCCAAGAUCCUGGAGGAGGUGGAGAGGCGGAGGGAGAUCGCCCCAGCCCUUGUCCACCCCUUCAUGCGCAGUGUCAUGGAGGCACCAUUUCCUGCCCCUGGACGCACCAUCACCGUCCGGAGCUUCCUCCCCGGCUCAGGCAACGAGGAGCUCACUCUCUGUCGGCCAGUGGACUCGCGUCUGGAGCACGUUGACUUUGACAGUCUACUGCAGAGCCUGAGUGUGAGCAGGUUGCUGCAGGUCUUUGCCUCACUGCUGCUGGAGAGGAGAGUCAUCUUCAUCGCGGACAAACUCAGCACCCUGUCUCGCUGUGCCCACUCAGCCCUGGCACUGCUCUACCCCUUCACCUGGCAGCACACCUUCGUGCCCGUGCUGCCUGCCAGCAUGCUGGACAUUAGCUGCUCUCCCACCCCCUUCCUCAUGGGGGCACUUUCGCCGUCGCUGCCUCAGCUGCUGGAUUUGCCCAUUGAGGAGGUGCUCAUCGUAGACCUGUGUGCCGACAAAUUUGUUGUCCAGCUGGGAGAUGAGGACUGUAUCCUCCCCAGUAAGCUCCAGGCAGCCCUGCAGGAAGUCCUGGAGAGCCGGCAGGAGAUGCUGCAGGACAGGGAAGAGGGCAGGAGGGAAGAGGGGUGCGACCUGAGCUCUCUGGUGUCGGAGGCAUUUGUGCGGUUCUUUGUGGAGCUGGCGGGACAUUACUCGCUGCACAUCGGCGAGACGGGGUCAGCGGGCGUCCAUGAGCUCAACAGAGACACUUUCCGCAAGUCUCAUCCAUCGCGCGGCGUGCGCCAGUUCCUCCAGCUGUUCAUGGACACGCAGAUGUUUGCCGGGUUCAUCCAAGACCGAGAGCUCCGUAAGGGGGGAGUGCGAGGCCUUUUUGAGGUGAGAGCUGCAGAAUACCUUGCCUCCUGUCCGGAACCCGAAGCCAGCGGAGUCAACAAAUUCCUCAAGGGCCUUGGAAACAAAAUGAAGUUCUUACAGAAGAAGUGAGGGAUUGCCUAAACAGAGAAAAAGUCCAGUCUAGUGCCAAGUGGGGAAGGCUGUGGUCAUGGUGAUUGCUUAGAGGAGGCCUGUGAGUCAGCGAUUCAGCAGCGAGCCCAGCAGGCAGGCGGGGACGAGACAGAGUCUGGACUGGGCGUGUUCGGCCCCAGAAAAUGCUCAUGCUGGCAGCGUCUGUGCAGUUGUGUUUAGCUGAAAAACUGGAAAUGGAUUUUUAUAAACAAGUGACAAAGCAGGACCGAGUUGGGAGGUGACUGGGACAUGUUAUUGUAUAAAGCAAAAAUGUUUUGGUUAAGUGUAGGAAGGCUAAUGAUGUAGUUCCUUUAUACACUAAUCCAGAUCCUUUUUGGGUUUUUUUUUGUAAUUUAAAAAAAAAAAAAAAAAGCGGUUCAAUAUAAGUAUUCUUUACACCUUAAAGAGCUUUCCAAACUGGAAAGUAUUAUUCCAAAAGGUAAAUUUGAUUUGAAAUGUAGAGAUGGUGUCAUCUCCUUUACAAGUUACGCAUUUGUAAUUCCUCUGAGACACACUGAUGAUGCUUCUCAAUAGUUUAAAAAAUAAAUUUCAAAUUUCACUCUCUUAUUUUUACAAACUAAAACAUAUGUGAUUGAAGUCUGAAAAGACAUUUCAAAAUAUUUUUACAUUUUGUACAGUUUUAUAUGAUAGUUUUGUAUAACCAUGAAGUGUACUGUGACAUUUUCGAAUAAAAUGCCUUCAUGUGCAACUCUUA
This is a messenger RNA of Electrophorus electricus (electric eel), 4517 nucleotides long. It is a transcript of the gene dennd2c, whose product is annotated as DENN/MADD domain containing 2C. NCBI's taxonomy places the organism in Eukaryota, Metazoa, Chordata, Actinopteri, Gymnotiformes, Gymnotidae. The record is from RefSeq and is a predicted model, not a curated record.